AUGGCUGCUUCACAGGGUGUCAAUGUUCUCCGUUACUCGGCUCUCGUAGCUGGUCUCGUUUACGGUUUCUACCACCAGUCUUCCAUUACUGCCUCCACCAGGCGUGCCGAGGCCGAUCGCGAGUAUGCCCGCCAGGAGCGCCUGAUCGAGCAGGCCAAGGCCGAAUGGAAGAAGAAGACGCAACCUCAAGACAGCAAGUCAACGGGUGGCGUCAUCACGGAUCCCGAAGACCCCAAGUUCGACCUCGAGACCUUCUUGAAGCUGAAGGCUGGUGAGCUUUAA
Molecule: messenger RNA, 282 nt
Organism: Aspergillus mulundensis
Lineage: Eukaryota; Fungi; Ascomycota; Eurotiomycetes; Eurotiales; Aspergillaceae
Product: ATP synthase subunit e
Exons: 3
Coding region: 1-282 (93 amino acids)
Biological process (GO): proton motive force-driven ATP synthesis
Molecular function (GO): proton transmembrane transporter activity
Source: RefSeq, a predicted model, not a curated record